GACAGAAGGAGAGCAGCAGAUAAGAGCAAAAGUCACAAAACAUGAGCUGAAAUGCUCAUCCCGUUUUUCAGCAGGCAGCAGCAGAAAACUUCCGUUUCCCGGAGAUUGAACCGUUGGAUCGUCGUGAUUUUUGGACAGCAGCUUCACAGCAUCUGGGCCAACAUUCUGGACGGUGGAGAUCGAGUUUUGAGGUCCGGAGAUAAGAGCAAAAGUCACAAAACAUGAGCUGAAAUGCUCAUCCCGUUUUUCAGCAGGCAGCAGCAGAAAACUUCCGUUUCCCGGAGAUUGAACCGUUGGAUCGUCGUGAUUUUUGGACAGCAGCUUCACAGCAUCUGGGCCAACAUUCUGGACGGUGGAGAUCGAGUUUUGAGGUCCGGAGGUCGGGUUUCGUUGGUCUGGACAGUAGCUAUUUUUCUGGUGAUAUCUUUCUUAUCUUGGCUCUAUUUGAUUUCAUACACCUUGAUGUGCUUACUUCCAAGGAUAUGAUGAAUGUGUAUGCCUCUAUUAUUAUCUAGAGAAGACUUUGUACUGCUCCUUUGAUGAUGAUAGUGGAUUUAAGCGGCCAAAAUGGUCCCGUUUUUCAGCAGGCAGCAGCAGAAAACUUCCGUUUCCCGGAGAUUGAACCGUUGGAUCGUCGUGAUUUUUGGACAGCAGCUUCACAGCAUCUGGGCCAACAUUCUGGACGGUGGAGAUCGAGUUUUGAGGUCCGGAGGUCGGGUUUCGUUGGUCUGGACAGUAGCUAUUUUUCUGGUGAUAUCUUUCUUAUCUUGGCUCUAUUUGAUUUCAUACACCUUGAUGUGCUUACUUCCAAGGAUAUGAUGAAUGUGUAUGCCUCUAUUAUUAUCUAGAGAAGACUUUGUACUGCUCCUUUGAUGAUGAUAGUGGAUUUAAGCGGCCAAAAUGGUCCCGUGGUUUUUCCCUAGUUAACGGGUUUUCCACGCUAAAAUUCCGGUGUUUGUGUGUGGUGUGUGCUUACUGUUUUAGCUGAAUAUAUUGGUGUGUGGCAGUAACUUGUGUGUGUUCUAAUUGCAUUAAGAACACCCUAUUUGUUUGCAUCCUCAAAGAUUCAUUCAAGUUGGGGAAAGUUUAGCCAAACGGAGAUUAAUUCCGCAUUUUAUUAGUUCCGUUUGUGGCUGUUUUUCCCAUCACAACCAAUCUCCAAUCUAGCUUUCUAGGAACAUUUACAAAAGGACUAGUUGACUCUUCCAUGAUUGCAGUAAAGGCCGUGUCUGUCAAGGCUAGACAUAUUAUUUCUCAAAAUAAACGAAGAUACCAGGUGAGUUGUUUCUUUAAAUUUGACAUAUGAAAAAGCUGCCCUAAUCCGGAAAGUGUAUGAGCAUCUUGCAAUUUCCUUGUAUGACAUUUGGAUGUUCAUACUUUAUUUGCUUCGAAAUGUUUCAUGCAUGGUCAUGAUCUUACAGUACAGUUUCUUUUCAUAGGAAGGUGGAUUUGACAUACAUUACUGAGAAUAUAAUUGCCAUGGGAUUCCCGGCUGGCGAUAUGAGCUCUGGAUUUUUUGGGUAUGUUGAGGGAUUUUAUCGAAACCAUAUGGAAGAAGUGAUCAAGUUUUUUGAGACUCAUCAUAAGGACAAAUACAAAGUGUACAAUCUUUGUUCUGAGAGAUUGUAUGAUGUAUCAUUGUUCGAGGGGAAGGUGGCUAGUUUCCCAUUUGAUGACCAUAACUGUCCUCCAAUUCAUCUCAUAAUGUUGUUUUGCCAAAGUGCAUAUUCAUUGUUGAAGGGAGAUAUUGAAAAUGUUGUGGUUGUUCACUGUAAGGCAGGAAUGGCAAGGAUUGGCUUGAUGAUCUCAAGUCUUCUUUUGUAUUUAAAGUUCUUCCCAACGGCUGAGGAAUGUAUUGACUCUUACAACCAGAAAAGGUGCAUUGAUGGGAAAAACCUUGUCCUGCCAAGUCAGAUUAGGUAUGUCAAGUAUUUUGAACAUAUCCUAAUGUACUUCAAUGGAGAGAACCAGCCUGCACACAGGUGCAUGCUUAGGGGAUUUCGACUCCAUAAAUGCCCUUAUUGGAUCAGGACCUCGAUUACAGUCUCUGAUCAUAAUGGUGUGCUUUUUUCAUCAAAGAAACACCCAAGAACUAAGGAUAUGCUGCCUGAAGACUAUUGGUUUAGUGCACCGAGAAAAGGGGUAGUGGUUUUUGCUCUUCCUGGGGAGCCCGGCCUUACAGAGUUAUCUGGGGAUUUCAAAGUUCAUUUUAGUGAUCGACAGGGAGACUUUUACUGGUAUUUUACUACCAUGAAGUUUAAGAAAAUCUCAGUGGUUACUUAUUGGACCCUGAAGUUUAAGGAUUAAAUAUACUUAAUAUAGAACCUAAGAGGCAUCUCAGUUUUUAUGAGGGUAUAACGAAACACCUUCAUUUUGAUUGUAAUUAUCUGAGUCUACCCCUCACAAAAAGUGCAGUUUGAGUGGUAAGACAUUUCACCUACAUGUGAUAUGUUGUGGGCUUGAGUCCUUAAACAUUAAAAGUGAAUCACCGAAAGGUGUGAGGAUUUU
This is a messenger RNA of Cuscuta epithymum, 2508 nucleotides long. Lineage: Eukaryota; Viridiplantae; Streptophyta; Magnoliopsida; Solanales; Convolvulaceae. The record is from the annotation of a GenBank genome assembly.